Messenger RNA from Ochotona curzoniae (black-lipped pika), 786 nucleotides. RefSeq names its product calbindin. Gene Ontology annotation, biological process: regulation of presynaptic cytosolic calcium ion concentration; regulation of long-term synaptic potentiation. The coding region runs from base 1 to 786 and encodes 261 amino acids. Gene Ontology annotation, cellular component: dendritic spine; dendrite; nucleus. The transcript has 11 exons. The record is from RefSeq and is a predicted model, not a curated record. NCBI's taxonomy places the organism in Eukaryota, Metazoa, Chordata, Mammalia, Lagomorpha, Ochotonidae. Gene Ontology annotation, molecular function: calcium ion binding.
AUGGCAGAAUCCCACCUGCAGUCACCCCUGAUUACAGCCUCGCAGUUUUUCGAGAUCUGGCUUCAUUUCGACGCCGAUGGAAGUGGUUACCUGGAAGGAAAGGAGCUUCAGAACCUGAUCCAGGAGCUCCAGCAGGCGCGAAAGAAGGCUGGAUUGGAAUUAUCACCUGAAAUGAAAACUUUCGUGGAUCAGUAUGGGCAGAGAGAUGAUGGAAAAAUAGGAAUUGUAGAGUUGGCCCAUGUGUUACCCACGGAAGAGAAUUUCCUGCUGCUAUUCCGGUGCCAGCAGCUGAAGUCCUGUGAGGAAUUCAUGAAGACAUGGAGAAAAUACGAUACUGAUCACAGUGGCUUCAUAGAAACUGAGGAGCUGAAGAACUUUCUAAAGGACCUGCUGGAGAAAGCAAACAAGACUGUUGAUGACAUGAAAUUAGAUGAGUAUACAGACCUAAUGCUGAAACUGUUUGAUUCAAAUAAUGAUGGGAAGCUGGAAUUAACCGAGAUGGCAAGGUUACUACCAGUGCAAGAGAAUUUCCUUCUUAAAUUUCAGGGAGUCAAAAUGUGUGGGAAAGAGUUCAAUAAGGCUUUUGAGUUAUAUGAUCAGGAUGGCAAUGGAUACAUAGAUGAAAAUGAACUGGAUGCUUUGCUAAAGGACCUGUGUGAGAAGAAUAAACAGGAACUGGAUAUUAAUAAUAUUCCAACAUACAAGAAGAACAUAAUGGCUUUGUCGGAUGGAGGGAAGCUCUACCGAACAGAUCUUGCCCUUAUCCUUUCUGCUGGGGACAACUAA